Cajanus cajan (pigeon pea) is the source of this 653-nucleotide messenger RNA. Its product is annotated as large ribosomal subunit protein eL42. The record is from RefSeq and is a predicted model, not a curated record. Lineage: Eukaryota; Viridiplantae; Streptophyta; Magnoliopsida; Fabales; Fabaceae. Gene Ontology annotation, molecular function: structural constituent of ribosome. Gene Ontology annotation, cellular component: ribosome. Gene Ontology annotation, biological process: translation.
AAUGUUUCUUUUCAAGAAAACAAACCCGGUCCAGCCCAUUCUUGCUUGUUUCCUUGUAACCCUAAACCCCAAAGCCAUUAAAACGCAGAGCAUUGUCAUUCGUAGCUUCAUUUUCGCGGCGCACAACAAAACCGUGCUUCUUCAGAUUCCGAUCGCACGCGCCGUCACCAUGGUGAACGUACCAAAGACGAAGAAGACGUACUGCAAGAGCAAGGAGUGCAGGAAGCACACUCUGCACAAGGUUACCCAAUAUAAGAAGGGUAAGGAUAGCAUUGCUGCACAGGGAAAACGUCGUUAUGAUCGCAAACAAUCUGGUUAUGGUGGACAAACUAAGCCUGUCUUCCACAAGAAGGCUAAGACCACCAAGAAGAUUGUCCUGAGGUUGCAAUGCCAGGGUUGCAAACAUGUCUCCCAACACCCUAUUAAGAGAUGCAAGCACUUUGAGAUUGGUGGUGACAAGAAGGGCAAGGGAACAUCUCUGUUUUAGGUUGAGAACUAGGAGUUGCAGCUUUUUAUAUUUCCGCAAUGUUGGAAUGUUUUGUUUCUAUGAGGAUUUUUCUGCUAGUUAUAUCUUAUUAUUUGCAAUACAUUAUGUGAUUUGAGAAAUGAAAACUAUUGCUAAUAUCAGUGAGUACUUGUUUCCCUUCCUUCAA